Messenger RNA from Cyanidioschyzon merolae strain 10D, 582 nucleotides. RefSeq names its product 40S ribosomal protein S9. The record is from RefSeq and is a predicted model, not a curated record. Gene Ontology annotation, cellular component: cytosolic small ribosomal subunit. Gene Ontology annotation, biological process: positive regulation of translational fidelity; translation. The transcript has a single exon. Bases 1 to 582 code for a protein of 193 amino acids. NCBI's taxonomy places the organism in Eukaryota, Rhodophyta, Bangiophyceae, Cyanidiales, Cyanidiaceae. Gene Ontology annotation, molecular function: structural constituent of ribosome; rRNA binding.
AUGGGCAAAUCAUACCGGAACUUUUCUAAAGUCUAUAAGAUCCCGCGACGGCCGUUCGAGAAAGAACGCCUUGACGCGGAGCUCAAGCUCUGUGGUGAGUACGGCCUCCGCAAUAAGCGCGAAGUAUGGCGGGUUCAGUACGCGCUUUCGAAGAUCCGGGCAGCCGCCCGGGAGCUUUUGACAAAAGAUGAAAAAGAUGAGCGACGCAUCGUCGAGGGCGCUGCCCUGCUCCGUCGCUUGACGCGGUACGGUUUAUUGGACCAGACGCAACAGGAUCUCAACUACGUUUUAUCGCUCAAAGUUCAAGACUUUUUAGAACGUCGACUACAGACGCAGGUGUUCAAGUUAGGGCUGGCAAAGUCUAUUCACCACGCACGCGUUUUGAUUCUGCAGCGGCAUAUCCGCGUUGGCAAACAGCUAGUGACAGUUCCUAGUUUCAUGGUGCGCGUUGACUCCCAGAAACAUAUCGACUUUGCGCCAACGUCACCGUUCGGAGGUGGUCGUCCAGGUCGCGUCAAGCGUCGCCGUUUGCGGCGAGAGUCCAGUGGCGAUGCUGGCGACGCCGCCGACGACGACGAGUAA